AUGACCAUAACGAAUUUCGGUUCCUAUCCCGACUUGGAGAACAUCGAAUAUCAUGGUAUCGGCAUGAGCCCGGAGGUCAACGUACUUGGCUUCUGUCGCGAUGGAUCGAGAUCACCCGGCGGAUCCAGCAUCAGCUUAGAACCGAGGAUAGAGGAGAACAGUGUGUUCCGCCCAAAGAUUGAGCUCCCAAAACAAGCUUUUCGUCGGUCAUCCGCCCCAUCUCCUGAGUCUAUCGUGGAUGUCAAUGGAAGCACUGCAAAGAGUAUACACUUUCAACAUGACGAGACAGUACGAGCAGCGCGGUCGCGGCCUGGAACUCCAGCAACGCCUGAGGCUUCAUCGUCUGGUAGCUUGGCGUCAAAAACACCACCAACCGCUGGGCCGUUGGAAUCGUACUUGGCAUGCCCUCAAUCGCAUGAGAGACGGGCGCUAUGGCUGCCUCCCGACAACGAUGACGGGCGCGACGCGAACGCUUCCGACUGCGGAUCGGUAAUUCUUGGGAAGAGAAGAGUACCUGGAGUGUAUGAACAGAUCGAGCGUCGCACGUCGCCUUUCGGGACUACCGAAGGCACCGAAGAUGCCAAAGCGGAGCAGCCAUUGACGCAUUACUUGUCCUCAGUCCACCCCCACGAAGUACUAGCGUAUCAGAUGUGGGAACUUGCUUCGAAAAACAACGAGCAAGACCCAGGCUUGGAAUUGAGUGUGCCCAGGUUAUCGGAAAAUGCGGUAUUGACUUCGAAUUCGCCCACAUCUUCCGAGGUCAGCAGUCAUAGGGAAGUCGAUAUCCCUGCAGCACCUGCAGUGCCGUCGCCCGGAGUAUCCGUACCACAAGGGCCCAUCGAGGUGGGAUAUGAACGUCGUGGUUCGGACUCAGCCAUAUCAGACCUGGAGACUGAAGAGCUGUACCAGCUUUUAACGGCGGCGGGCAAGAGAGGCGGGGAGAACCAGGACAUUCCAGCCAGCGAGAGCUCCGAGGGGGAGAGUCGAGAAGUCCAAAAGAAUGAGGCCUCGGAGAGCAUGACGAGACAGCUGGCAGCUACAUGA
Molecule: messenger RNA, 1044 nt
Organism: Colletotrichum lupini
Lineage: Eukaryota; Fungi; Ascomycota; Sordariomycetes; Glomerellales; Glomerellaceae
Exons: 3
Coding region: 1-1044 (347 amino acids)
Source: RefSeq, a predicted model, not a curated record